GGGGCGGCCGUGGAGGCGCGGCGGCUGCGGGUGCCGGAGCUGCGGGACGAGCUGGGCCGCCGCCGCCUGGACGCCCGUGGGCUCAAGGCCGGGCUGGACGUGCGGCUGCAAGAGGCGAUGGACAGCGAAGGGACUCGGCGGGGGGACGCGGCGGGCGCCGGGGGCCGGUACGGCCUCGACAACCACAGCCACGAGCCCCAGGGUGGCUACCAGGAACCCCAGGGUGGCUACCAGGGCCACCAAGGCCACCACCAGGAACCCCAGGGUGGCUACCAGGGCCACCACCAGCAAUUCCAGGGCCACCAAGGCCACCACCAGGAGUUCCAGGGCCACCAAAGCCACCAACCCUACGAGGGUCACGAGGCUGAGCCCCCUGGGCUGCCCUCAGCGCUGACCUCCAAGCCGGACGAGCUCCCCCCAGCCCCCCCCCCAAAUUACCCCCCGCCCCCUCCCCACGCCCCCCGCCCCUCCCCCCCCCCUCCGGGGGCUACGGAGCCCCUCCCCCAAAUUACAGCCCCCCCCCCCUCAUUACGGCGCCCCCCCCAAUUACCCCGCGCCCCCGCCUUUACCGCCCCCUCCCCUUAUUCCGGCCCCCCCCGCGGGGGGGGCGGGGGCGCUUUUGGGGGGGGUCCCGACCCCGACCCCUCCCCCCCCAACCGGAAGCGUCCAUUCGAGGAGCGGGGGAGGGGCUGCCAGGAGCACCACCGGGAGAAAAGGCCCCGCUCCCCGCAGCCGCCGGCCGAGGAGGAGGACGACGACGACUUCGACGAUUCCCUGGUGGCUGUGGACACCUACAACUGCGACCUGCACUUCAAGGUGGCACGGGACAGGUACAGCGGGUACCCGCUGACCAUGGAGGGAUUCGCCUACCUGUGGUCAGGGGCCAGGGCCACCCACGGCGCGAGGCAGGGCCGGGUCUGCUACGAGAUGGAGGUGCUGGAGGAGAUCUCGGUGCAGCACCUGCCGCCCUCAGAGCCCGACCCGCACGUGGUGAGAGUGGGAUGGUCCCUGGACUCCUGCAGCACCCAGCUGGGGGAGGAGCCCUUCUCCUUCGGCUAGGGCGGCACCGGCCGCAAAUCCAGCGACGGAAAGUUCCAGAGCUACGGAGCCGCCUUCGGCCAGGGCGACGUCAUCGCCUGCCUGGCGGAUUUCGAGGCGGGAGAGGAGGUGGAGCUGUCGUUCCUGAAGAACGGGCAGUGGCAGGGGCCUGCCCUUGGGGUGUUCUCACAUAGAGAAGGAAGGGGGAGCUUCGCCGAAGCGGACAGUGGCAGGGACAGGGGAAGAUUCUCCCCCGAGCAAGGCCGUUUAGGCGUUUUGGGCACAUUAUUGGGAAUUGGGGAAGGGGACAUGGGGACAAGACCAGGGCGGGCCCGCGUCCGACCUCAGGAUCCCGGACACAGGGACAGAGGGACACGGGGACCCCGCAGCAAGGCCGAGUGCGAGAUGCUGAUGAUGGUGGGGCUGCCGGCGGCGGGGAAGACGACGUGGGCGCUGAAGCACGCGGCUGAAAACCCCGGCAAGAAAUACAACAUCCUGGGGACAAACGCCAUCAUGGACAGAAUGAGGGUGAUGGGUCUCAGGAGGCAGAGGAACUACGCCGGGCGCUGGGACGUGCUGAUCCAGCAGGCCACGCAGUGCCUGAACCGCCUGAUCCAGAUCGCAGCCCGGAAACGGCGCAACUACAUCCUGGACCAGACCAACGUGUACGGCUCAGCCCAGUGCAGGAAGACGCAUCCUCCAUUUUCAGAGAAACCAACUCCAAAACCCCUCAAAAAUCGCUAA
Camarhynchus parvulus is the source of this 1782-nucleotide messenger RNA. Its product is annotated as heterogeneous nuclear ribonucleoprotein U-like protein 1. Gene Ontology annotation, molecular function: protein binding. The record is from RefSeq and is a predicted model, not a curated record. Lineage: Eukaryota; Metazoa; Chordata; Aves; Passeriformes; Thraupidae.